AUGGCGGCCGUGGAAGUGGCAACGGAGCCGGUGAGUGCGGCGGCGGCGGCGGAGCCAAAGGCGAAAGACGAAGAAGAGGAGGAAGAGGAGUCGCUGCCGCCAUGCGAGGCGGUGCGCUGGGCCCCGGUGGGGGCGGUGGCCGAGGCCGGGCCGGGUGCGGCUGUGUUUUCGGAGGAAGCCGCGGGCGAGGAGCCUGGCGCGGCCCCGGGCUCCCCUCCGGACUCGGCGCUGCGGACCCUGCGGCAGCUGCAGGCCGAGCGGCGGCGGCUGGACUCGGCGCUGCUCGCGCUGUCCUCGCACUUCGCGCAGGUGCAGUUCCGGCUGCGCCAGGUGGUGCGCGGGGCGCCGGCCGAGCAGCAGCGCCUCCUGCGCGAGCUGGAGGACUUCGCCUUCCGCGGCUGCCCGCACGUUCUGGGUUACGAGGGGCCGGGGGACCCGUCCGGCGACCAAGGCGACGGGCUGCUCGGGGACCGGCCCCGGUUGCGAGGUGAGGACCAGGGCUUGAGUGAGCAGGAAAAACGGGAGCGUCUGGAAACCCAGAGGGAAAGGCAGAAAGAGCUAAUCCUGCAGCUCAAGACCCAGCUGGAUGACCUGGAAACGUUUGCCUAUCAGGAGGGCAGUUAUGACUCCCUGCCACAGUCUGUAGUCUUGGAAAGACAGCGGGUCAUCAUAGAUGAGUUAAUAAAGAAGCUGGACAUGAAUCUGAACGAGGACAUUAGUUCCUUAUCCACUGAAGAGCUUCGUCAGCGAGUCGAUGCAGCAGUAGCUCAGAUUGUCAACCCAGCCCGAGUGAAAGAACAGUUGGUUGAGCAGCUCAAAACGCAGAUCCGAGAUCUAGAGAUGUUCAUCAGCUUCAUCCAAGGUCAGGAGAGAAAGGCGCCAGAGGAGGGAAACUGCAACAAAGCACACGGCGGAACUGGGUUCUGCUCUUCCGCCCGCAACACGGACCGACUUCCGCGAGGCAUGAGUGCGGGGCGGGACCGGAAGUGA
Messenger RNA from Jaculus jaculus (lesser Egyptian jerboa), 990 nucleotides. RefSeq names its product RUN domain containing 1 (gene Rundc1). The transcript is spliced from 5 exons. The record is from RefSeq and is a predicted model, not a curated record. The coding region runs from base 1 to 990 and encodes 329 amino acids. Lineage: Eukaryota; Metazoa; Chordata; Mammalia; Rodentia; Dipodidae.